AUGAUUGUCUUGCUGGUAACUUGCCUUGCUGCUCUUCUGAGUCCCUCCGUCCACGGCGUGGAUUUUACCACCUGGCCCACAAUUGCUCCACAAUUCUGUAAUGGAUUCAAGCAAUCUCCCAUCAAUAUCGUGACUGUAAGUGUUCAGGGAAAUCCUAACCUGACCACAUUUAACUUCACUGGUUUUGAUGACAACUCCACCUUCCUGGAAAUCGUGAACUCGGGCGUCUCUGUGGUGGUCAGCCUGAAUAGUAGUAAAAUGGCAGUGCAAGGAGGCGAUCUUCCAGGUCUAUACAACCCUACACAAGUCAGUAUCCACUGGGGUAACGGCAGCUCUUCGCCUGGCUCCGAACACACUGUGGAUGGCAAACAAUACCCAAUGGAGCUGCAAAUUCUGAAUGUCCAUUCGAAAUACAACGGGAAUGUGUCAGCUGCUCUAGCUGCUAAUGACAGCAUAGGAUUGGCUGUUUUCAGUUUCUUCAUCGAGGUGAAUAAUAAAUUCCCCAUGAAAAUUCAAGUCACACUGAACAGUCUGCUUGAAGGGGUGGACAAGACUAAAUAUUACCGUUACCAAGGCUCCCUAACCACACCUAACUGCAAUGAAGUUGUGAUUUGGACUGUGUUUAAACAGCCCAUCAAUGUCAGUCAGAAUUUGAUCAACCUCUUCAGCACAACUCUCAAUUUCAAAGCAGACGGAGCUUCAGUUCUGAUGAAUUGA
Ctenopharyngodon idella (grass carp) is the source of this 717-nucleotide messenger RNA. Its product is annotated as carbonic anhydrase 4-like. The coding region runs from base 1 to 717 and encodes 238 amino acids. NCBI's taxonomy places the organism in Eukaryota, Metazoa, Chordata, Actinopteri, Cypriniformes, Xenocyprididae. Gene Ontology annotation, molecular function: zinc ion binding; carbonate dehydratase activity. The transcript has 6 exons. The record is from RefSeq and is a predicted model, not a curated record. Gene Ontology annotation, cellular component: plasma membrane.